AUGGCAACCACUGAAGACGUAGUAGCAUUCCUCGGUCCGAAGGCUUCUUACACGCAUCAAGCUACGCUUACACGCUUCCCGGACUCCAAGUAUACUGUGAAACCACAAACAACGAUUGAAGACAUCUUCGCCGCUGUGCAGAAUGGCACUGCAUCGCACGGUGUUGUGCCUUUUGAGAACUCCUCCAAUGGAUCCGUAGUAUUUACGCUCGACCUCUUUGCGGACUUAAACGGACGAUACCCGGACAUCCUCGUCUGUGGCGAAGUAUAUCUGCCAGUGCAUCACUGCCUACUGGGCCAGGCGACACCGACGAAAGUGAUGCCUACACCCAACCAGCCAAGAGUCAGACCGCAACACGACAUCAAACAUAUCAAGCAACUCUACUCCCACCCACAAGCCUGGGGCCAAUGUAAGAUCUUUCUCUCCGCCUACCUGAAAGGUGUUGAACGGCAAGACGUCUCCUCCACAUCCAAAGCCGCCGAGCUUGUCGCGCAUGACACGAAAGGCACUUGCGCGGCGAUCUCCAGCAAGAUCGCUGCCGACCUAAACGGGCUAGAUGUACUUGCCGAGGGCAUCGAAGACAAUGAGGGUAACACUACGCGUUUCUUCGUCAUUCGGAGACGAGAUGCGCUGUUUGAUGGGACGAACGCGCAGGUCGGCGAAGGGACGCGAGAGGAACAUUGCAAGACGUUGGUGUCGUUCACUGUCGACCACGGUGCACCUGGGGCUUUGGCGGACUGUCUUGCGACUUUCAAGAGGCACGAUCUGAAUUUGACGAGCAUCAACACGCGACCAAGCGGUGAAGCGGCAUGGCACUAUGUGUUCUUCGUUGAGCUCGUAGGUCGAAAGCUACCUGACGGCGAAGGUGGUGCGGUCAACGACGCGCUUCUUGAGCUGACGACAGUGGCGAAAGGCUGGAGAUGGUUAGGCAGCUGGGUUGAUGAGCUGAGAGCCUGA
This is a messenger RNA of Baudoinia panamericana UAMH 10762, 957 nucleotides long. RefSeq lists its product as uncharacterized. NCBI's taxonomy places the organism in Eukaryota, Fungi, Ascomycota, Dothideomycetes, Mycosphaerellales, Teratosphaeriaceae. The record is from RefSeq and is a predicted model, not a curated record. The transcript is spliced from 4 exons. Gene Ontology annotation, molecular function: prephenate dehydratase activity; chorismate mutase activity. Bases 1 to 957 code for a protein of 318 amino acids. Gene Ontology annotation, biological process: L-phenylalanine biosynthetic process. Gene Ontology annotation, cellular component: cytoplasm.